Diversispora eburnea is the source of this 1368-nucleotide messenger RNA. The record is from the annotation of a GenBank genome assembly. Lineage: Eukaryota; Fungi; Glomeromycota; Glomeromycetes; Diversisporales; Diversisporaceae.
AUGAGAAAUUAUAAUAUUUCUACACGAGGUGCAACCUCAAACUUUCAAAUGAAUACAUAUCAUCGAAAAACCCUCGCGCCUUCACAAUACGGGACGUCUUAUUACGCUUCUCAGAGUAAAUCCACUUAUGCGCCUUAUUCUAAUUCCACGACGAUUCGAAGGUACACGCGACAUGCAACCGAAGUUGUGGCACAGCAAUCCAGGUCAAUAAAGUCUAGCAAACUUAUAUAUCAUAGUACAUAUGCUAGUCGUCUUAAACAAGGAAAUACUGCUCUUAUUUUACCUGUUGUACUUAAAGGAAGGAAGAGACGUCAAAGAGGAGUAAGUCAAAUAAUAGAUGCUGAUGAUUCUGAUGAUUUCAUUGAACUUUAUGAAGAUGAGGAUAGAGGUUCUCCUCCAUUGGAAAAAAGAAUAGCAUUAGGGUUUGGUAUUACGAAUGGAGAAAGUCCUAUCGUAAAGCAACAAAUAACUAAAACCAAACAUCUUUAUUAUUCUCAGAAAGAAAUAGAUUGUAAUUCAGAACAUGAUGAGAUUUUGAUUCCAAUACGACUUGAUAUUGAUUUGGGUGCUUAUAAAUUACGCGAUACAUUUACAUGGAAUCUUAAUGAAAAAUUAAUCACGCCCGAACAUUUUGCUGAAAUAUUAUGUCAUGAUAUUGAUAUUUCAAUUGAGGAAUUUUCGACACCUAUUGCUGACUCAAUACGAAAGCAGAUUCAAGAACAUUAUUUAAUAAUGGAAUAUUAUUUACCUUCUGAAGAUUCUCGACUUGAUAUUCAUGUUGGAAAAUUAAAACUUCGUGAUCAAUUUGAAUGGGAUCUAAGCUCUGAUUUAACACCUGAAGAGUUUAGUAAGAUUCUUGUAUCUGACCUUGGAAUUGGUGGUGAAUUUGUUACAGUGAUUUCUCAUAGCAUUCAUGAACAAUUAUUGAAAUACAAGAAGGAAAUAAAACCUGAUGAUUCAGAUGAUGAACAGGAACCAUUGAAAUCCAUUUUUCGUUCUUUUGAAGAUGUUGAAGAAUGGUGUCCUGUAUUAGAAAUAUUGACUAACGAAGAGUUAGAAAAGAUUAGGUUAGAUCAAGAACGAGAUAUAAGACGAAUGCGUAGAGAAAAUGCACGUAAUAGUACAAGAAUAAAAUCAAGACCUAUGACUUCAAACGAUCAUUUGAUAAAACAAAGAAUCCGAAAUGAAUUGAAAUCAACAGCUGAGGAAUUGAAUAUUUGGUGCUGUUUGCAUUGUGGUAUUGAUGGACGCACCACGCCCUUGGUGAGGAGAGGGCCUAAUGGAAGCAAGACACUUUGCAAUGCUUGUGGUUUGGUGUGGGCAAGCAAAGGCGAAUUGCCACCUCACCGAAAAUACUUGUUCAAGUAA